CCAUCAUGCCCAUCUUGCAAUGGUUCGGCGUGCGGCGCUGCGCCGACUUGAGCAGUUGGUGCCGUGCGCCUUGCGGCUCUCGCGCGAGGAGGUCUGAGCCCUGCUGCUCCACGGACUGCUGCCUGACAUAUGUUGGGCUCUACAAGCUGAUCAGCAAGAAGAAGCGCACCGCGCACGCCCUGCGCGGGGCCCGGGACAAGUGCGUGCGCUUGAUGCGGGAAGCCGUGGCCGCCAACGACCACUCCGCUCCCCAGGAGCACCUCCGUGCCGCUGCUCGGCACUUGGCGGCGGUGGAGCGGUGGCUUCUGCCGGAGGUGCUGAAGCAUAGCUCCACCACCAGCCUGCGGCUCACGGACCCCGAGGAGUUGGCAUCCGAGCUGGGCCUGCAGUCCUUGGCAGGUGGGGAGGACCUGGAGGACUUCAUGGAGUUCUUCGGCACCGCCGUGGGCAUGGGUGAGCUGCUGGUGUUGGCCAUCCCCAGCCUGGUGCAGUCAAAGACCUUCCGCCACCCGGGCACCUGCUACAUCACCUCGGAGCGCCUCUGCUUCCGGUCCUGUGUGCUGGGAAUGGAGGCGAGGUUCACGCUGACCUGGUCCCAGCUGGAGUGGGUGCGCCUCAUUACGGAGGACAGCUCCCUGCACCCGGUGCGGCUCCGGUUGAAGCGCUCGGUGGAGAUCGAUGCCGUUUCCGUGGACACCUUGGACUUGAUGGUCUUCGACCUCGGGGUCUUGGCCCAGUUCCACUGCUGCGUGUCCUACUUCACCGGCACUGGACUCUUCGACAUGGUGCCCUCCGCAGACCAGGAGCCGGUGGACGACAAGUCGCCCUCCGGCAUGCGGGAUAUUUUGUCCUCAGGACCCCGGACCCGGAUCUCGGCCGUGACCACCGAUGAGAUGGUGGCGGACCUGGAGGAGAUGAGUCUGGUGUGGGAGCUCCAGAGGCGCACCACCAUUUGGCACACCGACUGGCGUGCGCCCUUCUUGCCCCACGACUACCAAAAGGCGAUCAAGUGGAUGGCCAUUGAGGAUCAUUAUGUGCCCCAUCCCUUCAUCCCAGAGGACAUAGAUGUGGAUGAAGCUGCUGAAAGCGAGAGGCCUCCCAUCACCAAGGUGAAGUUCUUGGGGAGGUAUCGGCCUUGUCAGUGGAGCAUCGUGGUGGAUGAGACCUCGGACCGCGAGGGCUGGCAGUACGCGGUGGAUUUCUACCUCGAGCCGGGGAGCUGGAGCUGCGGGGUGCGAGGCUUCUCGCACGUGCGCAGGAGGAGAUGGCAGCCCACCUUCCUGCCGGAUAUGGGAGAGGUGCAGGAGGAGAGCCCCGGCUCCCGGGCCGCCAAGCGCUUGAACUCCACGCUCAUGGCGGAGAAGGGCGUGUCGCCGCCGCAGGUGAUUUUAGAGGUGGAUCUGGGCUUGAUCCCCCUGGAGGACAUCAGAAAAGACCUGGAGGGGGACUGGGAGGCCGAGGGGAACCUGAUGCAGCUGCAGCUGGCGGAUUUGCGCGCCCACGAGAUCGAGCUGGGGCCUUGGACUUCGGGGCCCUCCCAAAAGGUCCAGGGACAGGUGCGGUCCAUGUCCAUGCGCGUGCCGGUGCCCCCGGCGCCCAUGUGCCCCAAGGAGUCUCGCUGCGCCUGCACCUGGCACCUGGUGGCAGACGAGAAGCGGCUGCUGCUGGAGAGCGUGAUCAUGUCAUUGGACGUGCCGUAUGGCACCUGCUUCAACGUGAUCAAGUGCGACACCUUCAGCGUGGAUCCCCAGACUGGGAACAUCCUCUUCGAGCGCAAGCUGUCGCUGGAGUGGGUGAAGUUCUGCUGGGUCAAGGCCUUGGUGGAGGUGAGCGUGCCCAAGGAGAUCAAAAGCGACGGCGAGAAAUGGCUGGAGGUCAUCCGAUCCUGGGCUCAGAACUUGGCCAAAGACGGCUCCGCCAAGAGCGCGGCGACCGGCGCCGGCGGCGGCGCGCGGUCGGAAACCUCUGCCAGGAGCCUCAGAAGCCCGAAGCCCCAGUCUGAUAGCUCGGCGAAGAGCCGAAAGUGAGCCACCCGUGCUCACUCUCUUUACACCUUAGCACGGGGGUCUCUCAAAAAGUGCGGACCCCCCACUUUUGGAUGUUUUUUUUUUUUUUGUUUGCUUG
Effrenium voratum is the source of this 2124-nucleotide messenger RNA. The record is from the annotation of a GenBank genome assembly. Lineage: Eukaryota; Dinophyceae; Suessiales; Symbiodiniaceae.